CGUCACUACGGAGCGCCCGCUCCACUGGAGUGUUCUGGAAGUGAUGUUCUCUAGUCUCCUCUAAGGACGCAGUGCCCUGCACAGCUGUCAUUGUCACCCAGUCCAGCAAGAGGACAACAUGCCGCGCGGCAGCCGCAGCACCUCCGGCCGAGCAGCUUCUAGCCCUGCUCCCUCUCAUGCUCCCGCCCCUGUCCACCCACCACCUUCUGCUGUGUCUACAGCCCCUGCUGCAUCUCAGGGCCCUGGCCUUAUGGCCCAGAUGGCAACUACAGCAGCAGGGGUGGCUGUAGGAUCGGCAGUGGGGCAUGUGAUAGGAGGAGCCCUCACUGGUGCAUUUAGUGGAGGCAGCUCAGAGCCAGCUAAACCAGUAGCACAGGAACCACAAAGGCCCCCAGCCUCUCCUCAGCCACCUCAAUCACAGUAUGGUCCCUGUCACUAUGAAAUGAGGCAGUUCCUGGAUUGUGCUACCACGCAAAAUGAUCUGACCCUGUGUGAGGGGUUUAGUGAGGCACUGAAACAGUGCAAAUACAACUAUGGGGUCUCAUCACUCUUGUGACAUUGGCCAGUCCAGCAGUCGGAUUAUCAGAUUAUCUACAAUGCACUACAGCUUUGUGUCCGAAACCUACAGCACCACACAACGCGACAUAGCUUUGUCUGCCUGUAAUCCUUAAUUUACCAUAAAACAGAACUUUUAAUAAAUCUAGAUACUUGCUAUUUUAAGUAUU
Pelobates fuscus (common spadefoot toad) is the source of this 725-nucleotide messenger RNA. It is a transcript of the gene CHCHD10, whose product is annotated as coiled-coil-helix-coiled-coil-helix domain containing 10. The record is from RefSeq and is a predicted model, not a curated record. Lineage: Eukaryota; Metazoa; Chordata; Amphibia; Anura; Pelobatidae. The transcript is spliced from 4 exons. Gene Ontology annotation, biological process: mitochondrion organization. Gene Ontology annotation, cellular component: nucleus; mitochondrion. The coding region runs from base 119 to 556 and encodes 145 amino acids.